CUUCUUUUUCUUCUUCUUCUUCUUCUCCUUCUCCUUCUAGACUCGGACUCGCCCGCGUUGACCCGGUCCGGGUUGACGCUCUUUCUUUCCCUGCUUAACUGCGGUUUUUAUCUCUUUCCAUCGUUCAACCUUAUUGCCAUCUUCAAUUUCUUCCUCCGAGGCUUAAAAUACCACUACGUAGCUGUCACCGCCUCCUCCAAAUCUGACCCUGAGUUCCUCAAGUUGAAUCCUCUUGCUUUAAUUCCCGUUCUGGUGGAUGGCGAUUUUGUUCUUGUUGAAUCUUUAGCCAUUAUUAUGGUUGGUCCUCCAACUCAUGAUUUUAAUUCCCCUGUUUCUCUUAUAUAUUCUUAUUUAUACUAUGUA
Messenger RNA from Arachis ipaensis, 363 nucleotides. Lineage: Eukaryota; Viridiplantae; Streptophyta; Magnoliopsida; Fabales; Fabaceae. The record is from RefSeq and is a predicted model, not a curated record.